This is a messenger RNA of Strongylus vulgaris, 440 nucleotides long. The record is from the annotation of a GenBank genome assembly. Lineage: Eukaryota; Metazoa; Nematoda; Chromadorea; Rhabditida; Strongylidae.
AUGCCUGGAGCAGUCACAAAACCUCGACGCCAGCCGCCAUGGUAUAGUGUCCGUAUACUUGAGGAAGAAAGACCUGAUUUGGCAGAUGCUAAUGGCAAAAUAAACCUUGAGGACUCAGUUUGUGUGAUAGUUCGUCAGUGGAAGAAUCCAUGCAAGCUGAGGAACGAAGCUGCUUUGAUGGAUAUGUUCAUUAGAAAAAAGAGCGACUUACAAACUGGAGAUCUGAUUGUAACAGAUGAUAACAAUGAAACAGUUGAAAAGAAUACACUGUUUGCGAUGAAGACCAGUAUAAGACCGUAUAGCGUCAAUAUCACCUUGAGAAUGAAGCGCGAACUGCGUAUCCUCAAUGAACUUAAGAAGAACAAAUGUCCAUAUUCUCCCGUCGUUCUUGACAGCGGUCGUGUUGCUGAUCUGCCAUUUAUAGGUAAGCUGUCUUGAUC